CUAAUAGUUAGUUAAGUCAUUGUUUUUGGAUGCUAUAUAUAUAAAGCUCCAUUGUAAUAGUUAGAGAGAUCAGAUCAUUCACAAGCUUAAUGCAUUUUCUUUCUUCUUCUUCUUCAUCAUCUUGUCCUUAAUUCUGUCCAGAAUUUGACAUCAAAAUCAAUGAGUUCAUAGACUCAUUUUUCUUCAUGGUAUCAGAGCAGGAAGUGCUGGAUCGAGUGGAGUUUAGAUCUCCUUUAGUUCUUUGAACUUGUGGUUAAGAUUAUGUGGGAAGAGUUUAGAUCUACUCCUUCAGAAAUUUUUUUUUUCUUCUGAUCGAUUGACUGUGAAGCUGUUGUAAAGCUUUUGAGAAGCUGUUGUGAAUCUGUUGUUUCUUCUUCUAGGUGAAUUUAGAUAUCAUCUAAGUUUGCUAAACCAGUUGUUGAUUGAUUAGCUCGAUAAUGGCUGUGUUAAGAAUUGAUCAAAGUGAUCCUCUGUAUAUUGGACAAUCAGAUUCAUCAGGAGCUGUAUUGAUUCCUAUCAAAUUGACUGGUUCAGAGAAUUAUGGAGUUUGGAGCAGAUCCAUGAGGAUUGCACUCUUAGGUAAAAGGAAGUAUGGUUUUGUGACUGGAGCUUGCACUAAAGCAUUGUACAAAGAUGAUCUUCAUGAACAAUGGGAAACAUGUAAUGCCAUAGUCUUGUCAUGGUUGAUGAACACUGUAAGUGAGGAGCUUCUUAGUGGCAUAGUUUAUGCCACAACUGCAUUCUCUGUUUGGGCAGAUCUCAAGGAGAGGUUUGAUAAGGUGAAUCGAAUGAGAAUUUAUCAAUUGCACAAGGAGAUAACUACACUUACACAAGGUACAGAUUCUGUGUCUUGUUAUUUUUCUAAACUUAAGACCCUAUGGAGUGAGUAUGAUGCUGUGACACCACAUCCUAGCUGUUCAUGUCCACAGUCUAAGGAGUAUGUAGAUCACCUUCAUGAAUUGAGGCUAAUUCAGUUUUUAAGUGGAUUAAAUGAUUCCUAUGAUCAACCUCGUAGACAGAUAUUGCUUAAAGGAAUUACACCUUCUCUCAACCAAGCAUAUGCUAUGAUCAUAGAGGAUGAAAUUCAACAUUCAACAUGCACAGCUACUGCUGUUGAUAAACCAAAUUCAAUGGUGAUGAAUGUAAGAAGAGCUCAUGGGAAGGAAGUUUUUAAUCAAGGGAAGGAAGGUUUUAAGAGUAAGAAAUGUGAUUACUGUCAUUUUUCUGGGCAUACUAGAGAUAACUGCUACAAACUAAUUGGAUAUCCAAGUGAUUGGAAGUUUAAGAAGAAGCCAGGAUAUAACAAUAAGAAUGGUGGUUAUGGUGAUUCUAAUACUGGCUAUGGAAGUGCUGGAAAUAAGAACAACAGUGAUGGUUCUAAUGCUGGUUAUAGAGGUCCACAUAUAGCCAAUAAUGUGGCAGGUGACAUCAACACUGCCUAUGAUCAGUCUCAAUUAGCUUCAACUAGUCAAGGUGCAGGAAGUAGUGCAGGAAAUGACACAUGUUUAGCAAGAGCACAAGUGUUCACAGAAAAGGAAUAUAAGCAAAUCUUGGAGAUGCUGAACAAAGAAGAGCCAAAGAGAGUUAACAUGACAGGUAUUACAACUUGCUUAAUGGCAAAUUCUUUCUCACAAGACUGGAUUGUAGAUUCUGGUGCCACUCAUCAUGUUACAGCACAUAAGCAGUCAUUAUUCAAAAGCUAUGAAUUGAAUAAAUUACAGAAGAGUCAGGUACAUUUACCCACAGGGGAUAGAGUAGAUGUGAAUCAUAUUGGUGAAUCAACUAUAUUUGAAGAUGAGGUUGUGAAAAAUGUGCUGUAUGUACCAGAUUUCAAAUUUAAUCUGUUAUCAGUGUCCAAAAUGACAAGGGAACUGUCUUGUUUUGUAUCAUUUUAUCCUGACUUCUGUGUUUUCCAGGACCUCUUCAAUGGCAAGGUGAAGGGGAUUGGUAAAGAGCAGGGAGGUUUAUACAUGUUCAAGAGUGGCUCAACAUUGAAUAAAAUAGACAAACAUAAGCAACAUGUGAUGGUGGCAGCAGGUACAUCAAAUCAAGAUAUUCAACUUUGGCAUCAAAGACUUGGACACCCUUCUCACAUAAUCAUGAAACAUCUAAAAUUGAUUUCCAGCAAUAAAGAUGAUGUGGUUACUAGUUGUCCUGUUUGUCCAUUAGCUAAACAAACAAGACAAGUAUUUCCUAGUAGUAACUCUAGAGCCUCUACUAGUUUUGAUUUAGUUCAUAUGGAUUUAUGGGGACCAUAUAACAUUUCUACUUUGGACAAGAAGCAUUACUUUCUAACUAUAGUUGAUGAUUACAGUAGAUUUGUUUGGAUUUACUUGUUGCAAUUGAAGUCUGAAACUGUUGUAGCCAUAAAGAUGUUCCUCUCUAUGAUCAAGACUCAAUUUGGUGCACAUGUUAAAGGUGAUAAUGGUACUGAAUUCUUUAACUCUCAAUGUAUAAAAUUGUUCCAUGAACUAGGAAUACUUCAUCAAAGUAGUUGUUCAUACACACCUCAACAAAAUGGUGUAGUGGAAAGAAAGCAUAGACAGAUUCUUAACAUAGCUAGAGCCAUCAGAUUUCAGUCAAAGAUGCCUAUCAGAUAUUGGGGAUAUUGUGUAAAGGCUGCUGUAUAUUUGAUGAAUAGAUUACCUUCUUCAAGUAUCUCAAACAAAAGUCCUUAUGAACUUCUUUACUCCAAAACUCCAACACUUGAUCAUCUAAAAGUGAUAGGGUGUUUAUGCUAUGCCACAGUGAUGCCUAAGGGUGACAAAUUUGCAGAAAGAGCUGUUCCUACUAUACUUCUAGGAUAUUCAGAGCUACAAAAGGGUUAUAUGUUGUUGGAUAUAAAGUCCAAAAGGUUUUUUGUGAGCAGAGAUGUGGUGUUUCAUGAAAAUGUCUUUCCUUUCUGUACAAAGGAAGCAUAUGCAGAAGCAUCAACAGAUGUAUGUGGUUCUCCAUUAGAUAUCAUUGAUAAUGCUUUAACAGAUUGUGAUGUUGAGCCUGCCAAAGACACAGAAACUCAUGAUGAUAAUGCUGGAAAUGCUAAUGCUCUUUAUGAUGAUAAUGCUGAAAAUACUAUUGCUACUGAAGCUGUUGAAAGGCCUACUACAAGUAUUAGAAGAACUUCAAGGAGGAUAAAGGAACCAGUUUGGAUGAAGGAUUACACAAAGGGUAAACAAAGCAGCACUAGGCAUCCAAUAGCCAAUUCUCUUAGCUAUGACAAAACUACAUCUGGUUACAAAGCAUUUGUAAGCAAAUUUUCUGAGUGCAUUGAACCAAAAUUUUUCCAUCAAGCAGCCAAAGAUGAUAGAUGGAUUCAGGCUAUGCAACAGGAGAUACAGGCUUUAGAAGAGAAUAAUACAUGGUCAAUAGUUGAUUUACCUAAAGGAAUGCACACUGUGGGCUCUAAGUGGAUUUACAAAAUAAAAUACAAAGCAGAUGGUCAAGUUGAAAGGUUCAAAGCUAGAUUGGUAGCUAAGGGAUAUAGUCAACAGGAAGGAUUAGACUAUCAUGAUACUUUUUCACCAGUUGCAAAGAUGGUGACUGUUAGAUGUGUGAUUGCCUUAGCUGUCUCAAAAGGAUGGCCUAUGUAUCAGAUGGAUGUUUAUAAUGCCUUUCUUCAAGGUGAUCUUGAAGAAGAAGUCUACAUGGAGAUGCCUGAAGGGUUUAGAAAACCAGGAGAAAACAAAGUGUGCAAGUUGCUUAAGUCUCUAUAUGGCCUUAAACAGGCAUCUAGACAGUGGAACUUGAAGUUGUCUAAUGCCUUAGUAGCAGCUGGUUUUUCUCAGAGUGGAUAUGAUUAUUCAUUAUUCACCUUAAAGAAAGAUGCAGACAUUGUAAUUGUUCUUGUUUAUGUUGAUGAUUUGCUGAUCACUGGAAGCAAUACAAAAAUGAUUAAUGAAGCAAAGGAGAAUCUACACAAACAGUUCAAGAUGAAAGACCUUGGUGAGCUCAGAUUUUUUCUUGGUAUUGAAGUGUUAAGAUCAGCAGAGGGAGUGAUUUUAAAUCAAAGAAAGUAUGUACUGGAACUUAUUUCUGAGGCAGGUCUAACAGGUGCAAAACCUUCCACAACUCCCAUUGAAUCAAAUCUCAGAUUAACAUCAGUAGAAUAUGAUCAGGCCAAUGGCUAUACUGAAGAUGUUAUACUACAAGAUGUCACUGCAUAUCAAAGGGUGAUAGGAAAGCUGCUGUAUGCUACUAUUACCAGGCCAGAUAUCAGCUAUGCAGUCCAAGUUUUGAGCCAAUUUAUGCAAGCUCCCAAGAGGUCACAUUGGGAUGCAGCAAUGAGAGUAAUCAAAUAUCUAAAAGGAACAGUUGGCCAAGGCAUAUGGCUACAAUCUAAACCUGCAAAUGAGUUAUCAUGUUGGUGUGAUUCUGAUUGGGCUGCCUGUCCUAAUACUAGGAGAUCUAUCACAGGAUAUGUGGUUAAGUUUGGAGAAUCACUUGUUUCCUGGAAAUCAAAGAAACAGCAGACUGUCUCCAGAAGUUCAGCUGAGGCUGAAUAUAGAAGCAUGGCAUCAGCUGUAUCUGAAGUUACUUGGCUAUUGGGGUUAUUUACUGAUCUAGGUGUGACAAUUCAUAUGCCAAUUCUUGUAUUUAGUGAUAGUAAAUCUGCAAUACAACUUGCAGCAAAUCCAGUUUUUCAUGAGAGGACAAAACACAUUGAAAUUGACUGCCACUUUAUUAGAGACAAAAUCAAAGCCAAGGUUAUUAGCACAGUUCAUGUUCAUACACAGCAACAACUAGCAGACUUGCUAACAAAGGGCUUAAAUCGAACUCAACAUUCAUAUCUUUUGGGCAAGCUUGGUGUGCUCAACAUUUUGCACCCUUCAGCUUGAGGGGGAAUGUUAAAAUUUACAUGCUAAAGAUCACUAGUUUGUUAGUUUGUUAACAUUGUUAGUUAGUAACAGCAUACACUAGUUUGUUAGCAUUAUAACAGAUUGAUAGUUAGUUAUACAAU
Solanum pennellii is the source of this 4957-nucleotide messenger RNA. Its product is annotated as retrovirus-related Pol polyprotein from transposon RE1. Gene Ontology annotation, molecular function: nucleic acid binding. Gene Ontology annotation, biological process: DNA integration. NCBI's taxonomy places the organism in Eukaryota, Viridiplantae, Streptophyta, Magnoliopsida, Solanales, Solanaceae. The record is from RefSeq and is a predicted model, not a curated record.